This is a messenger RNA of Amphibalanus amphitrite, 1176 nucleotides long. RefSeq names its product atlastin-2-like. The record is from RefSeq and is a predicted model, not a curated record. Bases 1 to 1176 code for a protein of 391 amino acids. Gene Ontology annotation, molecular function: GTP binding; GTPase activity. Lineage: Eukaryota; Metazoa; Arthropoda; Thecostraca; Balanomorpha; Balanidae. The transcript is spliced from 3 exons.
AUGUCGUUGGCCGCACACAGGGCCGCCGUGUCGUCGGCGUACAUUCGAACAAGUGAUGACGUCGCCGACAAGCCCGUGGCGGUGAUUUCGGUGGCCGGAGCAUUCCGAACUGGCAAGUCGUUCCUGUUGAGCGCGAUGUCCCGUUAUUUGGCAGCUGAAGACAAAAAGCAAUGGCGUGAUGUCAAAAAAGGGAGCUUCACAUGGAGCAAUGGAGCGGACUCUCAUACCAACGGCAUGUUCAUCUCGCCUCCGAAAACAAUCACUUUGGAUUCCGGAGAAGAGGCUGUCCUUUUUCUUUUGGACACGCAGGGGCUGUUCGACGACGAUUCGAACAUGGCUGAUGCCACCAACAUCUUCGCACUGAGCACACUUCUCAGCUCCAAGGCAGUGUUCAACCUUCCAAAUAACUUAAAAAGCGAUGACCUAGACCACCUUCAGCUUUUCGCCGAGAUCGGCCGCAUGGCCAGAGAUCGAUCUAACAGAACAGCCUUCCAGAACCUACUCUUUCUGAUUCGCGAUUGGGAUCACCCAGCUACUCAUCCGUUCGGGAAACAGGGAGGCGAUGCUCUGGUCAAAAGACGUCUGAGAAGUGACAAGGUGGACCUCGACCAAAGACGACAGCACAUUGAAGGAUGUUUCGCAAACAUCGAAGGGUUCCUCAUGCCCCAUCCGGGAAAAGCAGUGGCCCGUAGCUCGGACUUUUCUGACGACGAUAUGGACGAGGAGUUUGCGACCCAUCUGGACGAGCUGCUGACCUUGCUGCUCUCUCCAGACAAGAUCCCGCUGAAGAUGAACGGCAACCGUCCAGUGACGUGCGGAGAGCUGGCUACACUGAUCAGGAUGUACGCGGAGCUCUUCCAAAGCGGCAAGCUUCCGGAACCAAAGGGAAUCCUGGAGACAGUCGCUGAGGCCUAUAACACAGCAGCUGUCGAUGCUGAGCUCAACAACUAUGUGAGAAAUAUGAACGAACUACUGGCGGAAGAUGCUCCGCUGCUGACCGAAGAAGUCCUGAGGAAGAAGCACAGCGAGGAAAAGUCUGCAGCAGUUGAAUGUCUCAAAAACAGGGACACCAUCCCAGAUCCGACAAAAGACGGAGGCUUCUACUGUUCACGGCUUGAGGAAAAGAUAGAAGAAUGGUUGAAAACGCGUUCGGACCAGCGCUGGAGCCAGCUGUAG